Messenger RNA from Hydra vulgaris (swiftwater hydra), 965 nucleotides. Its product is annotated as proteasome subunit alpha type-7-like. The record is from RefSeq and is a predicted model, not a curated record. NCBI's taxonomy places the organism in Eukaryota, Metazoa, Cnidaria, Hydrozoa, Anthoathecata, Hydridae. Gene Ontology annotation, cellular component: proteasome core complex, alpha-subunit complex; nucleus; proteasome core complex. Gene Ontology annotation, biological process: proteasomal protein catabolic process; ubiquitin-dependent protein catabolic process.
UCCAUUUUUAAAUUUCAGCAGAAUACCAAUAUUCUGCUAUUUAUUUCAUAUAAAAAUUUAUUACAGUUUUUCUUGUUUACUAUAAAGGUCACAGUGACACAGCUUCAAUAUUAAUUUUGAAUAUAGUAAAUUAGAAUCAAAAACCGCUAGGUAAAAUUUCCAAAAACAUGUCUGCAAACUAUGACAGAGCUAUUACAAUAUUUUCUCCUGAUGGUCAUCUUUUUCAAGUUGAAUAUGCCCAAGAAGCUGUGAAAAAAGGGUCAACUGCGGUUGGGGUAAGAGGAACUAAUAUUGUAGCACUUGGAGUUGAAAGAAAGUCAGUUGCUAAAUUACAAGAAGCCAGAACAGUACGCAAAAUCUGUCCAUUAGAUGAUCAUGUUUUCUUGGCAUUUGCAGGUUUAACAGCAGAUGCUCGCAUUCUUGUUAAUGCAGCUCGCGUUGAAUGUCAAAGCCAUAAACUAAAUGUAGAAGAUCCAGUUUCAUUAGAAUAUAUAACUCGGUAUAUUGCUAGUCUCAAGCAAAAAUACACACAGAGCAAUGGUAUGCGUCCGUUCGGUAUUAGCAUGUUAAUUGUUGGUUUUGAUGAUGAUGGUUCUGCACAUUUAUAUCAAACUGAUCCCUCUGGCACAUAUCAUGAAUGGAAGGCCAAUGCCAUUGGAAGAAGUUCUAAAACAGUUCAAGAGUAUUUAGAAAAAAACUAUUCAGAUGAAGAAGCAGACAAUGAUGAUAGCAUUGUUAAACUUGCAUUGAAAGCUUUACUUGAGGUUGUUCAAACUGGUGGUAAAAAUAUUGAAAUGGCUGUAAUGCGUAAUGGCGAACCGAUGCGACUUCUAAGCACAGAAGAUAUAGACAAAUAUGUUAAAGAAAUAGAAAAAGAAAAAGAAGAAGAGUUAGAAAAGAAAAAAGCAAAAAAACUUGUAUUACAAACAGAAUAGAGUUUAUUCAAUAAAUGUUAUUACAGUUUA